CAGUUUGCUACCGUCCCCUUCUCUAGUUAGAGGCUGCAAAACUAUCGAUAGGUAUCAACGCCGCGCGUUCGCCUCAGUAUAAUUGUUAAAUAAAUAAAUAAAUUGUAUAAAUCAUGUGCAAUGUGUAAAAAAAUGUGUGCGUAAGCCGCGUGUGUUAGAACGCAACGCGAAAGUGAAGUGCGCGUAGACAUUAGCAGCAGCAGCGGCAGUAGCAACAAUAACCGCAGUGCUGCGUGCGCCCACACCAACAAGAGAAGCAGAUACGGCAGCAAUAACAACAACAAGAAGAACCAAUUAAGCAAGCGCAGCAAGCAACAAAAGUGCCAAUAAUAACAAUAAUUAAUUAAGCGCGUGUUCAAGACAAAAUAAUUAAAUUAUUAAAAAACUCGAUGCGGCUUCAAAAAAUAAACCAAAUAAACAAGAACAGCAACAGCAACAACAACAACUGUUGUUCAUGUGCUUGCUGCUCGUAAACUCGCGUGUGUUUGUGUGUGUGCUGCUUGUGUUUGUAUGUGUGCGUGCGUGCGUGUGACAGCAGCAACAACAAAAGCAUUGGGCUUGCAAUCAACGGGAUCGCCAGCACUUGACGUCGCGGUCGCGGUCGCAGUCGACGUUGUUGGCUCUGUUAAUUUUCGUAUAUGUUAAAUAAAUCUGAUAAAGAAAAUGAAAUUAAAUGAAAUACAAAUAAUCAAUUAAAGUGCAGUUGCUGUUGCCCCAAUUGGCGUUUCUUGUGUUUUUCGUUUCGCUUCUUACUGCUGCCACGAAUAAACCAUUAAAGUAAAAUAGAAAAGUACAAAACAAAAAUCGUAAAAGAAAUUAUUAUCUGGUUGCGUGUUCUUGUAUUUGCCUUUGUUUGCGUUUUUAGUCCCGUGCAUUGUGCUGCUUCCUGCUCUCGCUCUUACACACACACACACAUACAGUCGCGCGCGCUUCUCUUGUUGUUGAUUUAUGCAUGUGUGUGUGCGUUGCUAACGGUUAUUGUCGAGCGUUUUUCGCCACAAGUUCUUAUCAGCGCGGCGCAACGGCAACGGCUGCGAGUUCAAGUUCGUCGCCGUCUGCGACAACAAAAACAACAACAACAACAGGAAUAACAAUAACUACAACCAGAACAGCAGCAGCCGCUGCAGCAAUAGCAGCAGCAGCCGCCGCAGCUACGACAAUUACAACUACAGCGACAAUAAGAAACGUGACUAAUGCACUGCUCGCGUAGCUUCUCAGCUGCCGCGGAUACAACAACAUUCUUCAGCGCAGCGACUGCGGCGUCGGCGUCCGCAUCGGCCUCCUCUGCCAGCACAACACCAACAAUGGCCACAACAACAACAGCAACAAAUGCUAAAGAUGGCGUCACAAUGCGGGAGAAAAAAGGCGGCGCCCUGCAGAAGCUCAAGAAGAGGCUGUCGCACAGCUUUGGCAGAUUAACUAUUUCCCGCGAGGAUGGCGACGAUUCGACACAUCAUCAUCAUCAUCAUAAUCAUCAUCGCGGCGGCGGCGCCCAUCAUAAUCACGGUAAUAAAGUUCCAUUCAAUGGCUACAACUCGGAGGAGUAUCUGGAUCGCCUCGAGCCCAAUGGCAAUAUACCCGCUGACAAAACAAAUUGCAGAUAUGGCGCACAAGAAUCUGCGAAAAAUGAUAAUAAUAAACCACAAGACUGGCGCAGCACGGACAGCACCGACCAUCAUGAUCGCGUACAGCGACAAUUGUCGGUCUCGUCGGACAGCAAGCUGCUGGACGAUGAUAUCAGGGAGGAGAUGAAGUACCAUUCGCAUGUCGUCAUGCGACCCAAGAAGCCGCCCAGACCCAAGUCCGAGGUCUUUCUCAACAAACAGGAUCCGCUUCCGCGACGAAAACGUUUCAGUGCAUUUGGGGGCGACUCACCCUUCGGCAAGCAGGAGGCCUAUGUUAAGCUGGAACCGCUCGGCGAGGGCUCCUAUGCGACAGUCUACAAAGGAUUUAGCAAAUUAACCUACCAGCGCGUUGCACUGAAGGAGAUCCGGCUGCAGGAGGAGGAGGGCGCACCAUUCACGGCCAUACGGGAGGCGUCGCUGCUAAAAGAACUGAAACACAGCAACAUUGUGACCCUGCACGACAUCGUGCACACCCGCGAGACGUUGACCUUUGUCUUUGAAUAUGUGAAUACCGAUCUAUCGCAAUAUAUGGAAAAGCAUCCGGGUGGGUUGGACCAUCGCAACGUGCGCCUGUUCCUUUUCCAGCUCCUGCGCGGCCUCUCCUACUGCCACAAGCGUCGCGUCCUGCAUCGCGAUGUCAAGCCGCAGAAUCUGCUAAUCAGCGACUGCGGCGAACUGAAGCUGGCCGACUUCGGCCUGGCCCGUGCCAAGAGCGUGCCCAGCCAUACGUAUUCCCAUGAAGUGGUUACGUUAUGGUACCGUCCACCAGAUGUUCUGCUGGGCAGCACGGAGUACUCGACGUCGCUGGACAUGUGGGGCGUUGGCUGCAUAUUUGUGGAGAUGGUGACUGGUAUGCCAACGUUUCCGGGCAUACGUGAUACAUACGAUCAGCUGGACAAGAUAUUCAAAUUGCUUGGCACGCCCACCGAGGACACGUGGCAGGGCGUCACACAUUUUCCCGGCUAUAAACCACACAAGCUGGGUUUCUAUCGACCACGAAAACUGGGUCACAAUUUUCCACGGCUGUACGAUAUCAUCGAGGGCGAGACGAUAGCGAACGCGUUCCUCCAGCUCAAUCCCGAGCAGCGCAUCGGCGCCGACGAGGCACUGCAGCAUCCCUACUUUGCGCAAUUGCCAAAGAAACUCUACGAAUUGCCAGACGAAACCUCAAUUUUCACCGUGGAAGGCGUGCAGCUGCAUACGGAACCGAAUCGACAGAAUAAAUGAAAAUUAAAGCAGGUCCUCUCAGUGGAUGGCGUACGUUUCUAUUGUUAGACCCAACUAUUAGCCCAACAGCAAACAACAAACAACAAACCACAAACAACAACAACAACAGCCCAGCUAAACAACCCACAAAACAACCCAGCAAACAACUCAAGCAACUAACAAACAACAAGCAAACAAACAGCAAUUGGCAGUCAUCAAAGUCGCGCGUCUUCAACCAUAAUUUGUCCAAUAAUCAGUGCGAGUGAGAUAGAGACAAAGAGAGUGAGUGGGAGUGUGAGUGAGUGUGUGAGAGAGACAGCAGCAUUUCAGUCAAAUAUAUAUAUAUAUAUAUGUAUAUCGUGCCUGGGCAUAUAUUAGUUACGUUUAGUUAGGCUACAUUCACGUCAUCUUUUAUAAGGAUACUCAGAGUUUAGUCAAAUUUUUGCUUUGCCGCUGACUUUUUCUUAUUUUAUGCAUAAACAAAAUUUAUAAUUUAAGCAAUAUUCAUUUCAUUUUCUUGUUAAGCUAAAAAAAUUGAUUCUAUAAAAUAUGUAAAUUUUUCUGUGCUGUCUGUUUAAUUCUACAAAAUAUUCUUGAUUUGUUUUUCUAAUCGCUCUCAGAUCAGAUUUCCUUUUGUCUAACUUCUGUGUUCAAUCACGUUUGUAUUUCUAAGUAGUUCAAGCAUUCAAACUAUCUGACUAAGCAUAACUUUUCCUUAUGGGUAUUUAGAUCCACGAACCUCGGGCCACCUAAGACAAGUUUAUAUGUAAACCUCAAGCCUAACUGUAGUUCUCCAACAAUUCAAUUAGAUUUACAUGAAAUGGAAGAUGCCAGAAAACAGCUCCAAUGAAUCCUAUCAAUAUAUAUAAUUAUAUAUAUAUAUUAUAUAUUUUACACAUCUUCCAAAUCAUCCUGCGAACAACUAUAUAGAGUAUAUAUAUUCUGUCUGUGAGAGUAUUCAAGGUUCGGCCAGCCGAUAAUUAGCUCUUGUUUGUUUCACUUUAUAUACUAUAUAUAAUUACUAUUAAAAUUAUGAUUAUUAUUAUUUUUAA
Messenger RNA from Drosophila mojavensis, 3883 nucleotides. RefSeq names its product cyclin-dependent kinase 14 (gene Eip63E). The transcript has 11 exons. Gene Ontology annotation, cellular component: cytoplasm; cytosol; nucleus. The record is from RefSeq and is a predicted model, not a curated record. NCBI's taxonomy places the organism in Eukaryota, Metazoa, Arthropoda, Insecta, Diptera, Drosophilidae. Gene Ontology annotation, molecular function: ATP binding; cyclin-dependent protein serine/threonine kinase activity; heme binding. Gene Ontology annotation, biological process: protein phosphorylation. Bases 1194 to 2852 code for a protein of 552 amino acids.